Messenger RNA from Drosophila grimshawi, 1539 nucleotides. RefSeq names its product sulfhydryl oxidase 1 (gene Qsox2). Gene Ontology annotation, cellular component: Golgi membrane. The transcript has a single exon. The coding region runs from base 1 to 1539 and encodes 512 amino acids. Gene Ontology annotation, biological process: protein folding. Gene Ontology annotation, molecular function: flavin-dependent sulfhydryl oxidase activity; protein disulfide isomerase activity. The record is from RefSeq and is a predicted model, not a curated record. Lineage: Eukaryota; Metazoa; Arthropoda; Insecta; Diptera; Drosophilidae.
AUGGAACUCUACAGUUCGAAUAACUGCAAGCUUGUGCAGUUCAUCAAUUAUUUCUGCGGCGACUGCAGACGCUUUGCAGCCACAUUUAAGCAGCUGGCCUGGAAACUGUAUGGAUGGCGAACCGUUCUAUCGAUCUUUGUGGUGGACUGUGCACAGGAGAGAAAUGUGCAAAUUUGUCGCGACUUUGACAUUCAGAAAACACCUACACUGCGUAUUUUCCCACCCGAUUUUCAACGGACUGAGAAGCAAGUUGGUUUCGACUUGGACACACUUGUGCCUGAUGCUAUUUUUGCCAAGCUCGCCGAAUAUAUAUCGAAAGUUAAGUACACAAUGCUGGGCCAACCAGAUUUUAAGCCAGUGAAAGCUACGGAUAUUAUACAGCCACUGCUUCAGAAACUUGGUUGCUUUAAUUCGAGUGCUAUAAACUUUACAGUGCUGGUCUAUCAACCAGAGGGAUCAACAAUUGGCAGAGACACAAUACUCGGCCUACUAAUUUGGCCAAUGGUCAAUGUGCGUAUUCUAAGCGAUCGACGGCUGUUUAGAUACUUCGUCUUAAGCCCAACAAACAGCACGUUGGCCCUUAUGGACUGUGUUGGAAAUGCAAAAGCCUUGCAGCCGUUGAAUGACACCAGUGCAUCCUAUGUUGCCUGCGUGGGGAACUAUAUUCAUUCUUUAGGCUAUGCCUUGCCGCUACUUCCAACUAACCCCGCGCCAAACAUAACCAACUAUCUCAUUGAUGAGGAACAAGCCGCCAUUCUUUCAACUGUCCUACAAGGAAGAUCUAAAGUUUAUCGCGCAGAUUUGGAACAGGCGAUUGACCAGCUUAUUCACAUCGAGUUGCCAAAGGUGCGAAUUUUUAAGGGUGAUAACAUGAUGGCUUUGCGACAAUUUCUUAAUGUCCUGUGCCUGUUUAGUCCCUUAAAUGUCAGCGGCAAAUUGUUGUUACAACGCCUCUAUGAAUUUGUUAAUGGCUCCACCAGUGGUGAACUGACUGGCAUGGCCUUCCAGGCACAGGUGCAACUAUUGGAGGGAAUGCAGCCAAAGGUAUUCAAGGCCAGGCGAUAUGUAGGCUGCAUUGCAUCGGGUCCUUUCCUGCGUGGCUUCACAUGCUCGCUGUGGACACUCUUCCACUAUUUCACCGUACAGGCGUCCAAGUCUCUCAUUUUGCCGGCAGGUUUUGUUUUAGGCACCGUUCAUGGUUUCGUUAAGCACUUCUUUGGCUGCAGGGAUUGUGUGCAGCAUUUUAUGGGCAUGUCUGAGCGGCGUAAGAUUUUCUCAGUGGCUAGCCGAGACGAGGAGAUACUUUGGCUAUGGGAGGCACACAACGAGGUUAAUCAACGAUUGGAAGGCGAUAUUACCGAGGAUCCCAAAUUCCCAAAAGUACAGUUUCCCACUCUGAGUGUUUGCGGCAAUUGUCAAAUUAAUUCUCUCCAUAACACAACUUGGCAACGGCCUCAGGUUUUGUCAUUUCUAAAAGAACUUUACGAUGGCCGAAACUUGAGCAACUAUGGAUUACCCACCACCAACGGAUACAAUUGA